AAAGAUUUGCUUAAAUUGUUAUGCAAUCGGAAUAUCAAUGUGAAUAGAUUCACGGAUUUUGACAUUGUGAUUAACUGGAUUUUCCUUUCUCAGUCGCUUGUCAUAAAACAAAAUUGUAAACAAGUGCACGUGCAUGCACGGCCGAAAAAACGUGAAAUAACAUGGAUAAUAUCACCCAGAAAUGCUCAGUUUGUGAGGAGAAGCAGUAUAAAUAUAGAUGCCCAAAAUGCAGAAUUUUGUAUUGCUCAGUACCCUGUUACAAGGAGCACAAAUCAGGCGAUUCUUGUGAAAAUAAAGAAGAAAUUCAGAAGGCCAAGGAAGAUGGUGGAAAUCUUGCAAAGGAAGAAAGGGCAAAAGAAGAAGGAGAAGUAUCCGAGGAUGAAGAUGAUGACAUGGACUCACCAAUCGAUGAUCAACUCACACAAGAACAACUGAAUAAACUGGGUGAGUCCGACUCGGUGAGGGAUCUUCUUCAGAACCCCCACCUGAGGGUGCUUAUCACACAGUUGGAUAAAGCAGAUGAGAAGGCUAAAGCUAUAGAGGGCGCUAUGCAGGAGCCAAUCUUUGUGGAGUUUGCAGAUGCCUGCCUUGCAGCAACAGUUGGACAGGAUAAAGACACCAUUGCAGACAGAUGAUAUUUUUGUUGAUGUCUGGGUGGACUCGAUUUUACACAGAAAUGCUGGGAACGAGUGAGGGACGGAAAGAAUUGGAGAUAUAACGUGAUACUAUUCUGUAGUCAGUACCAGUGUUAACUCUGAAACUAAAGGAUGAUUUUGGCAGUUUCACAGCUGGAAAGAGGCAGACUUUUAUGUGAAUAAUCAAUGUCAUCAAGAAGGGAGACGGCUUUCCUUUGUCUCUUGUAUAAUUUUUUCUUUCU
Strongylocentrotus purpuratus (purple sea urchin) is the source of this 877-nucleotide messenger RNA. It is a transcript of the gene znhit3, whose product is annotated as zinc finger HIT domain-containing protein 3. Gene Ontology annotation, biological process: snoRNA localization; box C/D snoRNP assembly; maturation of LSU-rRNA from tricistronic rRNA transcript (SSU-rRNA, 5.8S rRNA, LSU-rRNA). The record is from RefSeq and is a predicted model, not a curated record. NCBI's taxonomy places the organism in Eukaryota, Metazoa, Echinodermata, Echinoidea, Camarodonta, Strongylocentrotidae. The transcript has 5 exons. Gene Ontology annotation, cellular component: nucleus; pre-snoRNP complex. Gene Ontology annotation, molecular function: protein binding. Bases 162 to 635 code for a protein of 157 amino acids.